CCAGUUUCCUCCUAAUACUGUCCUAGUGAGUGCUGUGUAUGCAGUAUCACUCUCAAAGCCUCUCCUCAAACAGCUCAUAUUAGAAAUACAGCACUGCGUUAAUUUAACAGGACGACCAGCUCUUAGUCGUCAUCUCAAUUUUGCCAUAGCUCCCCUGAGCAUACCCAGUCUUCCUUACCAGUUCUCCAUAGUCGAGGGAGGAGAGUUCAAACCUGAUAGUUGGUAUGGAUCCAUUCAACGUAAAGAGUUCUGUUUGGUGUGUGUGCUGGGAGAAGGAUCAGCUAAUAAAGGUGGUAAUGUUGUCCAUAUAGCAUCAGUUAAUGGAGACACAGAGGAAGGAGAGGAGGGAGAACAGCAACCACAACAAGAGGAGAAUGAGGAGGGAGAGGAAUCAGAGGAAGAAGUUGAGGAGCAGUUGAAUUACAAGGAAGAAGAACAAGAAGAGGAGGAGCAAGAUGAGGAGGGAGAUCAAGAGAGAGGUGAUGAUGAUGAUGACAGUGAUUCCUCCAGUGAUAAGACUAGCAGUACUGCACCAGGUGCUAGUGGAGCCAAAGAGUCUGCAAAAGAUGGGGAGAAAGCAAAGGAAGAUGAUGAUUCAAAAGCAACUGGUGCUGCAGCCACAUUGCCUCUGCUCCAAUCUGAGAAUAAGACUGAAGAUAUCUCUGAUAGUCCAGUUAACAAGGAGUCCACUGGUGUAGCAGAGGCUAUGUCAUAUGCUGGAAUACUUUAUUACAAACAAGAUGGAGUCCAAGACCUAGUUACUUUUACUUCAGCUAAGAAGUUAAAUGCCCUUCUUGAGUUUAUUAAGAAGGAGCAUUCUGAUUCAAAAAUUGGACAAUAUGUUUACUUUCGGUUUGUGCCUACUCAUAGUUGUGAUGGUAGUCCAUACAUUGAAUUGAUGUUUGAUACUCCACAGAAGAAACCUGCUAUUGGAUGGACUAUUGAGCCUCACAUAGAUCCUUGCAGAUUAUAUCAAGAUGAUGUUGAUAAAUUUGGAAAAGAAAAUUAUUCACUUCCUCCGUGUUGUCUGGUAUCAGUCUAUGGAUCACCUGGUGCUGUACCAUCACUACAUUACUCUGUACCACUGGAUGGAGUGGUUCGUCCUGUUACAUUAUUCAUUCAUCGAUCACUGAGAACUGCUCCUCCUCCAAUAGUACAAGGUACUAGCUCAAGCUCCUCUACUGCUAGUAUCAGUCAAACCAGCAGAGACACUGAAGGAGGUACAUUUAGAUCUGAUAUUGCUCAUAGAGUAAUGACAGAGAACAUUGUCCUAAUAAAGGAAACUCAAAUUGAUCUUUACUUUUUAGCCGAUAAACUUUUAGAGAAGAGUAUAAUAAAUGGAAGAGAGAGAAGUCAAGUAACUGAUGAACACUGUGGACUGACAGCUGAUCAAAGACUGCAUAAACUACUUAACAGUAUCAUAGGAACCAUUAGAGUGGAUGGAGAAGUAUUUGGUAUAUUCUUAGAUAUACUCAGAGAGGAAGGUACUAGAAGAACUAUUAAAUUAGCUGAUAAACUAAUAGAAAAAUAUAAUUAUAUUUAA
Amphimedon queenslandica is the source of this 1543-nucleotide messenger RNA. RefSeq lists its product as uncharacterized. The transcript is spliced from 6 exons. Bases 707 to 1543 code for a protein of 278 amino acids. NCBI's taxonomy places the organism in Eukaryota, Metazoa, Porifera, Demospongiae, Haplosclerida, Niphatidae. The record is from RefSeq and is a predicted model, not a curated record.